Neurospora hispaniola is the source of this 1824-nucleotide messenger RNA. RefSeq lists its product as uncharacterized. The coding region runs from base 1 to 1824 and encodes 607 amino acids. The record is from RefSeq and is a predicted model, not a curated record. Lineage: Eukaryota; Fungi; Ascomycota; Sordariomycetes; Sordariales; Sordariaceae. The transcript is spliced from 2 exons.
AUGUGUCUCGAAAAGCGCAAGCUCUACACCGUCUGCGGCCACCAAUCCUCUGGCAUUCGUCUCUGCCAGCGACAGCGCGAGAUCUCCAAUGAUCUCGAGGCCUCAGGACCUUCAACCCCAAGCGGCAGCGACACCGGCGCCGCCCUUGCCUCCAGCAUCUAUUUGUGCUCACGCCUCACUCGCCUUAUUUUCCCUGCAACCCAACCGGUCUCCUGCCGGCCUCCACAUCCCUACUUCACCGAAACUCGCUUCGGCUUUUGUUGUCGCUGCCAGGCUUACUACCGCAGCGCCGGGUUUGCGCCCUCCGAGUCCGACACUCGCGACGACCAGGAUGUGGGAGACGGAAUUCAGAAGUUGGAGGAUAUUAGGUGGAAGACGAUUAUGUGGGCUGAGGAGGGGAGGAAGAAGAGGGAGUGGCGAGGGGAGCUUGAGGAGAGGGAGAAGGAGUGGGAAAAGGAGGAGCAGGCAGAGGAAGAGAAAGAUGGUGAGCGGAGGGAUGUGCAGUCUGGAACUGGUUCUCAGCAUGAUGCCGCUACGGAGGCAGAGGCAGACGAAGCCAGCCAAAUCACCCACAGGGCGCUGGUCGCGUCGUAUCAUAACGUCCUGACAAGACUCGCUGCCUCUACUUCCGAGUACCAAUCUAACCUUUCCCGUAGCCACAGCGGGGAGACCGAUCUCACUCACGUGGUCCAAGGAGAACAUGACAAGGACGAACACGAGAGAUUUCAUGUCAACGAAAACAUCGUUGCCGAACAGAAUGACACGGCUAACAUAACCGACGGCCUCCAGCCCGAGUCUUCCGCCUUCAGCGUUGAAGACCUAUAUAUCUACGACUACCACGAGCUUUCAGAGAUCCUCGAGGAGCGCUCCUCGCAAUUCACCAAGUCCCGACCGUCCAAGGAGACAUCAUCCAAGCCAUCUUCCGGCUCAGCCUCCGGAAUCACAGCCGCUGGCCAGUCUCCAGUCGUUGAGAAGGAGACGAACCUCUCGCCGGGGGGACAAUCAGCCAUUAAUUUUAGCAUGCCUUUGACGGGUUUCAUACGACUGACGAGGAGUAAUUUAGCCCGUCUCCGUGAGAUACAGGAGCCAAAAGAAGAAGGCAAAAUGGCGAGUCCGUCAACCAUUCAAGCAACAGUUCGACCACUGAAUACAGCUACGCCCUUCUGUCUGGCCGGUGCUGUCAACGCCACGGACAGCUUGGGGAAGCUUACAACCUCAAAUCCAUCGCAAGCCCUUCGCACCCCCUCCCGGGGCGGGCAAGAACAAACUUCCACUACCUCACAAGUUACCCCCAGUGUUGCUCCAAUCCAAUUUUCUUCUCCCAGCAUCGCUCCGAGCACUACUCCCGCAGCAAACCCCGCCACGACACACUCAAUCCAAUCAUGGGAAAACUUCACCAUCUCCACUCCUUCUCAGUCCAUUCAAUCAGCAUGGAGAAAAUCAUCGUCAUCAUCACGAGCAACAGAGGCAGGCGAGACAGGUGGUGGUGGUGGUGGUGGGAGAAGAACUACGAGCAACAUUACACAGCUCGGUCUCAACCAGCUCGUGCUGACCACCACCAACUCCAGCCCGAACCCGAGCCCCUCAAACCACGCUGGUCAAAACACGCCCCGCUUAAGACGCACGCCCCGUCUUCAAGCAUUGAAUGAGGACAUUUAUCUCAGACCCGGACCGGAGCAAUCUGAUGAUGAUGGCGAUAGUGGGUCUGGACUCGGAGCGUCGGUUUUCGGGGAAUUGUCUACGGGGAUUGUCGGGAAGGAAGGUGGGGAAGGGAAGGGAAAGGGAAACGAGAGGAAACUGGAGGAGUCGGGGGAGGGGUGGUGA